Lymnaea stagnalis (great pond snail) is the source of this 2512-nucleotide messenger RNA. Lineage: Eukaryota; Metazoa; Mollusca; Gastropoda; Lymnaeidae. The record is from the annotation of a GenBank genome assembly.
CUACUUUGAGUAUGUGUGAAAACGCUCGUAACUGAAAGAGAUAAACAACAAACAAGAUAAAUUAUGCUCCAUAAAAAUUAUUCUACAUGAUGUACAAUUUAAUUGAUCAAUAACAGUCAUCAGCUUGGAUAUGAAUCGCUGGAUAUUUGUUGGGCUAAUUUGUACACGAUUAUACAGUAACGCUAUAAAGAUAAUUGGCUCUGACAAAAAAGUCUUCACUCUAUACUAUGACAGCUAUUGCAUAAAUUUUUCAAAGGAGAAGUAUAAUGAGUAAGUAUAGAUUUAAUUUUUUUUUUUUAAUAAUGCAGAUAAAUAUUCAAAUGGGAAUUUUUUUUUCAAUAAACUAUUUUAUUAACCUAUUUGAAAUAUUUGCAGUGUAUUAAAUAUAAAAAAAAAUAAUUCUGUUUAUCUAGUUGAUUUUAGACCUUAAGUAAACAAAAAUGUUUCGAUAAAGCAAUGUAUGUCAAAAAAAUAACUUCUUCGUAUAUUAACCAAAUAUUUCUAAACAUAAUUUAUUUAAAGAAGUAAAUUAAAAUUCAUUUAGAUUGAGAUGUAAGCAAAAUAUGUACAUUAAUGUAAUACAUGUAAAUAAACAUUUUUUUUUUUUAUUUUCAAUAACAGAUUUAUACAAUGCUUGUGUAGUUCAAGCGGCAAUACAAGUCUAAUGGUAUCUUUGUCAAGUCAAAAUAAAACCAUAGAGAUGACAGAGACUAUGAAAUGUGUAAAGUAUCAUAUCCCAUUAGAAAGAUUGCCAUUUGAAUGUAUAUUAACAUCGUCAAAACAUACCAAAGAGAUGGUUGAAUUUAAAGAAUUUAAUCUAAUAUGUAGGACAAAAGAAAGCGAUAUUGGCAAUACAAAAACAGUGAAUACUUUUACCGUGAAUUCCCAUUUGAAAUUGUGUGAUAAAUGUUUCCAUAUAAACUGGUGGUCAGAUGGCCAGCUAACUUUAGGAUAUCACGAUGAAGAAAUACGAAGGCAGUCAGAGGAUUGCAGAUUACAAGAGAUAACAACAAAAUCAACAUCAAAUGUAGAAAUCAUUUUUGCCAACUCUUCUAAAAGUACUAAUAUUAGCGAUAAUUUUAGGCGAACUAAUAGAGACAAAACUCAUUCUAUCUCAACAAUAGCUUAUGUAAUAUCAGCCAUAUUUAUUGGUUGCAUUGUUACAUUUUUUCUAGGAGUAAAGAGGAUAAGCUUGAAUACAAUUUUCCGAAGACAUUUUAGUGUAAUUUAUAGUUUGAUUAAACCAAAGUCACGUGACACGGACCACAUUAGCAAUUUCAAUGACCAUGAGCAAGCGUUUGGUGACCCUAUCCCCCAAACAAUUGAACGAUUUGAUCGUAUGCCCUUGGUCAAUGAAGAAGACAUUUUUAACGAACACAUGGCAUUCUGGCAUAGGGAAACUAAUAGUGUUGAUUUAAGGGCAAAUGAAUCAGUUUCUGAAGCUUUGGAACAAGAAACAUGUCUAAAUAAUAUUAUGGAAGAUAACAUAUAUGCCGAUCCUGUAAUGAUUCUGAAUCUCUUGAAUUCAAGUUCCAACGAAACACAGACAACUAAAAAUCAAAGAAGUAUUCUAACUGACAUACCUACCCAUUCAACAGUGGCACAUGAAGCUAUUCAGGUGGUAACAGAGAGGGAAACAAAUGUGAGAUAUUAUGAAGUUGAAUUUAAACCCGUAGAGUAUUACGAUUCCCAAACCGUUCACGAAACUACUCUUAAAAGUUCAGCUGAAAAUGACGUAACCACGGCAACUGAUGUAGACAAAGUCUAUGAAACCCCUCUACCCAUUACCGACACCAUUUACUACACAUUAAGAAGAAAGGCCAAUAUGUUUAAACAUAAUUAUGAAUGCAUUCCAAUAGAGAUUGACUCUUCUCACACUAGUCUGACGGUCAACGAAGGUUCGAGAUUGUCUACAUUUUAUGAAAUAGCAUUUGAUGAAGAAGAAGAUGGCGGUAGACAAAUGAUCCAUCGUGACACGGAGAUCGUUACUGACGAAAAUCGGGGUAUAAUUGUUGACUCUGAGAACCCUAUUUUUGAUAAGACCAUUUAUUCUUCACUGAGAGAAAAAAGGACGUUUAAGCACAAUUAUGAAAUAAUAGCAACUGUGAUGGAAUCACCUUGCAUACACCUUGGAGAAAAUUCAUUGAAAAUCGUGCAAGAAAUCGCAGAACAAAAUACUGCAGCAGAAAACUUAUUUGAUAAUCAAACUUCGCCUGAACCGAAUUCAAGUACAGACAAAGAACAUGACGACAUCAUGACCAGCAUUGAGGGUGUAGAGGACACAAACCGACACACCGCCAUUAAAGAUGUGUCGUGCACAUUUCCAGAUAAAAUAAAGAGUUACAUUGAUUUAGAUUCACCAUAUUCCAGCUCACACCUACAGCUUGAGAUGAACUUACAAUCCUAAUUGAAAUCUAUACAUCUAUUCCUUCAGUCAUGCUGUCCUCUCCUUCUGACUGCUACUAGAGCUAACACAAACACAUCCCUUGUUAUGUCUAUAAGUUGCAACGUG